AUGGCUGGGUUGAUGGCCGGCAGGUGGAGAGUCUCUCUGCAUCAGACUAUUGUCUACGAACCAUGGCGCGGCACCUUUAAGAGUGCGUGUGAUAGGGAGUUUGCAUCCAUGGUUCUAGACGCUCUGCCGAGUCAUGUUGAAAAACUCUCGAUCUUUGAGGAUCCCAAUUCUGAGCUUGUGUCAGCGAUGAGCCGCAAUUUGUGGUUCCAACGAUUUACCAAUGAUGAUAUGACGACAGGUGCCGAGCUGGCCAGAGCCCUGGUCUUGAGGAGCUGUGACCUCAAACAUCUCUCAAUUUCCUUCCUAGUUGAUGCCCGACAAUUUCUGGACUCUUUGCUGUCAACUCAUUGCUGCCACAAAUUACAAUCGCUCACACUCACGGCAUCCGUUCUCAAAAGGGAGUCCCAAAGUUGGCAAAUUGCUUCUUUCUUAGGAGAAGCGAGCUUGUUCCCGCAAAAGAUGAAGCAGCUCGAACGAUUGAUACUUUGGAACAGUGAACCAGGAGAGGCGUAUGCAGUCACCUAUCACAGGGACAGAUCAAACCGGCGAGCUACUCUGACGAGGCGCGGAACAUGGCAUUUUGAGCUAAAUCACGAAGUGAUAGAAUCCUGGACGAAUGUCGACCCUGAUUUAGUCCUCCAAACCGAACACGAGCUGAUACAAGCAGUCGUUAAACACAGGGGUGAUGCCAUCUACCACUUAGGUUUGCCAGUCCUUUGA
This is a messenger RNA of Fusarium pseudograminearum CS3096, 720 nucleotides long. RefSeq lists its product as uncharacterized. Lineage: Eukaryota; Fungi; Ascomycota; Sordariomycetes; Hypocreales; Nectriaceae. The coding region runs from base 1 to 720 and encodes 239 amino acids. The record is from RefSeq and is a predicted model, not a curated record. The transcript has 4 exons.